This is a messenger RNA of Mesorhabditis spiculigera, 2289 nucleotides long. The record is from the annotation of a GenBank genome assembly. Lineage: Eukaryota; Metazoa; Nematoda; Chromadorea; Rhabditida; Rhabditidae.
AUGUCGGUGCACAGCCCGGUCAAUCCGGAAAUCGAGAAGUCGUUGGUCGGAUUGUACAACUUUCUGGGUAGUGAUACGCUGCAGCCGAAAAAGACGCUGCACGACAUCGUACCAGGGCACCUUCUCAAUGUCUGCAACGUGAUGCGUCGUCACAGAUCGCAAUCGGCCGAGCCGCUCUUUGCCGGGGACAUGCUCACGGCUUUUGAGUGUGCCCACGAGCUGCUGCAACCCCAUCACCCCGAAUGCCUUCAGUCGAUGCAGCCGCGGAGCGCAGCCAUGGGGGAUAAACAGGAAAUUUGCAAGUACCUGCUCAUGAUGUUUUACGAGAUCACUGUCGGCCAAAAUGAAGAAAGCUUGGGCCCUCUCUUGGCCCGGCUCGACAACAACGUGGAUUGGGGUGUCGACACCCAACUUCUGAAGCAAACUCUCGAGACCAUCGCCGAAAACAUCACAGAGAUGGACGAGCACAAAUGGAUGUCAAUCCUGGCAUGUGAAGAAGACGAGGUCUUGUAUAUCCCGCCUACUCCAACCAUCGCCGCAACGCCACGCUCCUACCCGGUCCUCUCCGCGCAAUUUUCUCAGCUGCGCACUCCCGCAAAGGCCGAUAGCCCUCUCAUGAAGGAUGUGAUCUCGUCACCAAGGCUUCGUGAGCGUCGAUAUGAACGCGAGUUGCAAGAUGUGCGCCGUCGCCUCUAUGAAGUCGAGGACGAGCUGGCGGCCAACGAAAGGAAAGUGAAGAGUCUGCAGACUCGGAACGAAGAAUUGGAAGAUGCCCUGGCCAGAGGAAAGGAUCGUGUGGAAACGCUGUCGCGAGAUGAAGCGCGUCGCACAGAAGCUCUUGCCGACGCAGACAAGGAGAACAAGGAGCUGAAGCGACAACUGGGGCAACUGCAAGCCACCUACGACAACUUGAAGACGAGCCACACCCGCGCCCUACGCGACAUUGAGAAAUACGAAGAGCAGCUAUCCUCCGAUUCUCUAGAGCAGGACGAUUACGCGCAACAGAUCGCCGAGCUCAGACGCCAAGUAAGCGACCUCGAGCAGUCUGAGCAGGAAAUCACGAAGAGCCUGAAUGCCGCGGAGCGGCAGUACAAGGUUGUCAAGACAGAGAACGCCAGCCUGCAACAAUCACUCGCGGAGGUUGAACUGGCGCUCAAGGCAAAGAAGACCGAGUUUACCCAAAAGACUGCCGAAUGGGAGCUGCAACUGCAAACCCUGGAAAUACAAAACGCCCGCCUACAGAACAAACUCGAAGGCCUCGAAAGCACGCGCAAUGAGGAAGCGGAUGCACAUGAGAAGGAGAAGCGCCGCUUUCUGGAACGGCAAACGACUCUUGACGCGCAGCUACGCGAUCUACACGACAAGAACCAACAGGCCGAGGGGCUACGCGCACAACGUGAACGGGAGCAUCGUGAAGAGCUCGCUGUGCAGAUGAAGACGGCAGACUCGUUCCGUGAAAGCGUCAUGCAGCUACAAAAGGACAACAUCGAACUCCAGAACCGCUCGGCCGACCAGCAGCAACUUUUGGACAAGGCAGAGAUGCGCAUCAAGGAAUUGGUCAAGAACGACGAGAAGCUGCAAGCAAGAAACCUGGAGUUCGAAAGGGCCAUCGAGGACCUGAUCAGCUCCCAUGAGGAAAUGGAAAAGGAGAAUCGGAAAUGUAUCCAAGACCAAUCGGCGCAAUUGAAGCUCGUUACCAAAGAACUUGCCGACGCCAGAAAUGAGAACACCGACCUCCGGGCGAGCUUCCAGAGACAACUGGAGCUCGAAAAGCAGAAGGCAGCUGGUAACGUGGAAACGAUCAAGAAACUGGAGGAGGAAAAGGAAGACAAAGAACGCCAGCUUAAAGAUCUCCGGCUGAACUCUGACGAAUACAUCGCCCGGCUGAAAGGCACGCAGAAGGAGGCUAUUCUUCGCGCAGAGGCUGCCGAAAACAAGGUGGCCGUGUUGGAGAGUCAGAUCGAAGAACUGAAAGAGCGUCCGAUUGUCCCCGAUGAAAAUCAACCGCCACAAAGUGCCCGGCGGCUGUCAAUUGCGCCCGGAAGAACCAAACCCAUGGUCAAUGAAGAGGAACCGAGCCGCUACCGUGAGCUGGGACUGCAGCGAGAGGUCCGUUACGGCCAGUCAAGCGUGGGGCGCCUAGCCGAAUUGAGCGCCCGUAACGCCCGUUUGCCCCCGCAUUUGAGGGACUCGCACGUGUUUGAGACGAACUCCUACUCCCCGACGCACACAGAGCAUGACGUUCGGGACGGGCGCUUCAACCCGGAGGAAGUAUUGCCGAAACAUGAU